Molecule: messenger RNA, 2621 nt
Organism: Pistacia vera
Lineage: Eukaryota; Viridiplantae; Streptophyta; Magnoliopsida; Sapindales; Anacardiaceae
Product: mediator of RNA polymerase II transcription subunit 15a-like
Exons: 8
Coding region: 26-2512 (828 amino acids)
Biological process (GO): regulation of DNA-templated transcription
Molecular function (GO): transcription coactivator activity; chromatin DNA binding
Source: RefSeq, a predicted model, not a curated record
UUUUGGAUUUGUGGGUUGGAAUUUGAUGUAUACUAAUAAUUGGAGGCCUGCUUCUCAAGGCAGAGAACCUGUCAUGGACACUGGUGAUUGGAGAAAUCACUUGCAGCCUGAUUCACGACAAAGAAUUGUCAACAAGAUUAUGGAUACACUGAAGAGGCAUCUUCCUUUUUCCGGUCAAGAGGGAUUGAAUGAACUCAAGAAAAUUGCUGGAAGGUUUGAGGAGAAGAUAUAUACUGCUGCAACAAGUCAGUCAGAUUAUUUGCGGAAAAUAUCUUUGAAGAUGCUUUCAAUGGAGUCAAAAUCUCAAAAUCCUAUGCCUAAUUCUUUGCCACCCAAUGCCACUGGUAAUAGCAACAAACCGCCGGAUCAAGCAUCUCUAGAUUCCACAGCCCAGACUGGACAAGCAAAUGGGGGUGAUUGGCAAGAGGAGGUCUAUCAAAAGAUUAAAGCCAUGAAGGACAUGUAUUUUCCCGAAUUAAAUGAUAUGUAUAACAAAAUUGCUACUAAAUUGCAGCAGCAUGAUUCUCUUCCUCAACAACCAAAGUCGGGGCAACUUGAGAAGCUGAAAAUUUUUAAGACUAUGGUGGAGCGUAUUAUAACAUUCUUACAGGUGUCCAAAAGUGACAUCUCACCUAAUUUUAGGGAAAACCUGGGUUCCUACGAGAAGCAGAUUAUCAAUUUUAUAAAUACAAAUAGGCCCAGGAAGCCUGUUUCUUCACUGCAGCCAGGGCAACUUUCCCCACCUCAUAUGCAUUCCAUGCAGCAGCCACAGUCACAACUUACUCAAGUUCAGCCCCAUGACAAUCAAAUGAACCCACAGAUGCAAUCAAUGAGCUUACAAGGUUCUGUUGGAACAAUGCCACGGAACAAUAUGACAAAUAUGCAUCAUAAUUUUAUGUCUUCUAUGUCGGGGGUCUCAGCAGCAUCACAAAACAUGUUAAAUUCCUUGCAGCCAGGUUCCAAUUUGGAUUCAGGACAAGGAAAUUCACUGAACUCAUUGCAUCAGGUUUCUGUUGGAUCUCUACAACAAAAUUCUGUGGGUACUUCUCAACAGGCAAACAUGAAUAUUUUGUCAUCACAAUGUGGAGUUAAUAUGCUGCCGUCAAAUAUUAAUCCCCUCCAGUCAAAUUCAAAUAUGCUACAACACCAGCAUGUGAAACAGGAGCAGGAACAAAUUCUGCAGUCCCAACAGCUCAAACAACAAAUGCAACAGCUCCACAUACUGCAUCAAAUGAUGCAGAAGCAACGGCUAAUGGAACAGCAACAGCAGCAGCAGUUGCACCAGCAAGCAAAGCAGCAGCUGCCGGGGCAGAUGCAGACGCAUCAAAUGCCACAGCUGCAUCAGAUGAAUGAUGUGAUUGACAUGAAGGUGCGACAGGGGAUGGGUGUCAAUCCUGGGGUCUUUCAGCAACAUCUUCCAUCGAGCCAAUGCUCAGUCUAUCCCCAUCAGCAGAUGAAACCGGAAGCUACAUUUCCUAUUUCUUCUCCCCAAAUGGUUCAGGCUGCAUCCCCUCAAAUGCCCCAACAUUCUUCUCCGCAGGUCGACCAGCAGAAUCUGCUUUCAUCACUCACAAAAACUGGAACCCCCUUGCAAUCUGCAAGCUCUCCUUUUGUCGUGCCAUCUCCUUCAACACCUUUGGCACCCUCGCCCAUGCCUGAGGAUUCUGAUAAACCAAUUUCUGGUAUUUCCUCACAAGCAAAUGCUGGAAAUAUCGCACAUCAACUGAAUUCUAAUACACAAGCAGCAGCAAUGUCUGUUGCAAUUGGCACUCCUGGGAUAUCAGCAGCACCUUUGCUUGCUGAGUUUACUGGUCCAGAUGGCACUCAUGGUAAGUCCUUGACAACCGUUUCAGGGGCUGGCAUGCAAAACCAAGGGCAAUCACUUCUUAUCCCAUUGUCAGCUAAUCAGUCUCAGCCAUGCCAACAGCUGUUCUCCCAGUACAUUCAGAAUAACAUGACAUCAACUGGACUUCCGGGUUCUUCUGGAUUGCCGUUUUUGCUUCCUUCUGUCUCUGGUUUAACAAAGACUCCAAUCCCCAGUGUUGUAAACCAAAAUUCCACCAUGCAAACUAUAUCUGGUGUUUCACAAGACACAUCACCUUCAAUGGGACAAGGGGUGCCCUCCAACCUCUUUGCCAAUUCUCAGAGGGAAAUGCAAGCAAUGCUACAGGUUCUUCCCCAGCUGCAACAACACCAAUCGCAGAACCCACAACAGCAUAUACCGUCAAAAGCUGCCUUCACAAAACCAGCAGCACCUAUAACACUGCCGUCAAUGAUGCCUUCACAAAAACAGCAGCAGCAGCUAAUGGGGCGACUUUCAAAAGCUGCAAACAUGCUGCAGAAUCAGUUGAUUGGCCAACAAUAUAGUGUUGGAGAUAUUGAGCAGCAACUACACCAGCGGUUGCUAGGACGGAAGAGUAAUCUUCCAAAACUGCAGCAGCAGAUAAAUCAUGCUCUGAUAUUUUGUGUAUUCAUUGUUUCUGUACUGUUGUGGUUCCUUUAUCUCGUAUGAACUUUAUAUGCUUGCGAUUUGUUUUCUAUAUUGCUGUCAAUUCCACUGUAAUAAUUUGCAUAUGCGAUCGCAGUUUUUCUUAUAAUAUUGGAAUUUCCUUUUUAUUGCA